AUGGCGGAGCACGUUGACAGCCUCACGUUCGAGCAUGCGAAAUGGACAGACGUGGAGCGCUGGUCGGUGCUCAAGUGCACCAAGCCUGCUGACGUCAGCAGCUCGCUCCUGGGCGUGCGCGAUCAGAAGGAGAACCGAUGCGGCACGUGCGGGAAGCCCGCGCUGACGUGUACAGGUCAUUUCGGGCACAUUUUCUUUGAGAUGCCGGUGUACCACCCGCUGCUGCGCCCUCUGCUCGUCUCCACCCUCAACUCCUUCUGCCUCGCCUGCGGCAAGGGCUGCUGUUCCUCCUCCUCCUCCUCCUCCUCCCUCCGCCACUCAUCCACCCAACCCCAGAGCAUAGAGCUGAGUGGGGAGAGGGAGAAGAGCGAGGAGGAGAAAGAGAAGGAGAAGAAUGAAGAGGAGGGGGUGGGAGGGAAGAGUGAGGAGGGGGUAGAGAGGGAGAAGGGUGAGGGGGCUGGGCUUGCUGUUGGAAGGGAGAAUGCGCAGGGAGCAGCGAGAGGGGGGGAGAUGGAGGGUGUGGGAGGAGAGGGCGAGGCAGCAGGCGAUGGUGGAAAGAGGGAGAAUGGGGCGAUGGGCGAUGGGGGAGAAGGUAUGAGAAGUCAUGAGGUGGUGUCGCUUGUGGACUCUGACUCUCAGAGCGAGGAUGAGGAUGAUGACGAGGAGGGUGAUGCAGUUGGGUCGACGCAGAGGCUGAUCAAGGGAGAUGAUGCUGAUGACUAUGACAAGGACAUGCCACUUGCCUUCCGCAGCAAAUGCCGUUCAGCUGGCUUCAUUGGUCCGGGCGCCAGGCGAAUGCUGGCAACUCUUUCGGACGACGACGAAGACGACGAGAAGAAUGAUAAGAAUGAUGGUGACGACGGUGGAGCUGGUCAACCGGAGGAGGGUCAACCAGAGGAGGGUCAACCGGGGUGGGGUCAACCAGAGAGAGGUCAACAGGAGAGGGGUCAACAGGAGAAAGGGAUGGGGGUGGAGGGUUCUCAUGCCUCUGACAGUGAGGAUGACGUGGUGGAGGUUUCUGGUGGUGAGCCUGUGUCUGGUGGUGAGAGUGUUUCCGCCUCGGGAGGGUGUGGAGGCAGGAGGGGGGGGAAGAGCCCAAAGAAAAGCCCCAAGAAGGGGUUCAAGGGGAGUGAGGAGCAGAGGAGGAUGUGGCGGGAGUAUAGGCGGAUGCGGAUGCAACGGGCAAGGGAGGGAGCGCAAGCGGGGGGAGAGGUGGGGCGGGCAGAAACGGGGUCUGAAAACUUUGACGACGUGGGGCGGGCGGGAGCUUAUCGGUACAGCAUGCGACCGAGAGAGGCUCUGCACCGGCCGGCUGUUGUGGUGGAAGAUGAGAGGCGGUCGGCGGAAGAGUCUCUGGAGUUCGAGGCGAAAGGGGGAGUUGGGAUUGGCGGGGGAGAUGCCGUGGGUGAGGGUGAGAGAUGGGAGGCAGUGGGGGAGAAGCGGAAGGGGAAGGGGGCGGUUGGGAGGACGGGAAAAUUCAAGAGGAGACGGGGCGAGAAGGGCUACAGCGUAGAGGAAGCCGUGGAUGGGAGCAAGGAGAGGAGAAAGGGGGAUGUGGAGAAUGAGAAGAAGAAGAAGACCUUGGAGGAUGAGUGUGUAUGGUGCCAGCGUCGCUCCUGGUACCAAGUGGUGGACGCCUGGGGCAAGGACGGCGGCACACAUACAGCAUCAGCAGCCGAUGCGACUGCCAACUGCUUUCUGUGGCUGCGUCCCUGCAGGCAGGACAAGCUGCUUCUGGGGCUCUGGGCCCUGCUGGCCCAGGAGGGCCUAGGAGGAGGAGGAGAGAUGGGGGUGGGGGGGGAGGGAGGGGAUGGGGAGAUCAAGGGCUGCCCUCCACUUGAGAUGGCGCCCUUCUGGGCUAAAAUAGUCCUACAAAAGGCGCUACAUGCCAAUGGGGGCGUGCAGGGAGGGCAGGAGAGGAAGGAUGAGGGAAUAGCAACGAGGGGCACAGACAGGACAAGUACUAAAAUAGUCCUACAAAAGGCGCUACAUGCCAAUGGGGGCGGGCAGGGGGGGCAGGAGGGUAGCAUCUCGAGAGGCAAUGAGAGAACAGCAGCGAGGGGCACAGGCGUGGUGGGGGCGGUGGUGGAGGUGGGGGCAGGCCAGGGCGCGCGUGUGCCGCUGGUGAGGGCGCUGCAGGUGUGCCUCGAGGCUGGCAUUGUGGGUGCGUGGCCUGUUCCCCCACACCACCUGCGCCUGUCGGAAAAUGCUGAAGACGAGAAGCAGGAGGACUAUCUGUCAGUGAGGCUGAGGGCGAUGGUGCGGCUGAACGCAGAGAUAGGAGCAUUGGUCCAUGGCAAGGGCAAGCACCGGCGGGAGCAGUUUGGCGGCGCCAAGGGGGACGGGGGCGGCAUGGCGGUGCGGUUACAUCUGGCGUUCGGCCGGCUGAAGAAGCUGCAGGUGGAGCUGCAGCAUUACUUCGUGCGGCCACCCAACCAGUGCGGAACGGAAGGGGAGGAGGGGGGCGGCAUGGCGGUGCGGUUGCAUCUGGCGCUCUGCCGGCUGAAGAAGCUGCAGGUGGAGCUGCAGCAUUACUUCGUGCGGCCCCCCAACCAGUACCAGGCCGUUCUGCACGAGGCAGGGCUGGGCAUAGAGCAGCGCUUCAAGGGCCACAGCACCUCCUCCUCUGCGCGCUCAAAGGGGUUCAUUCGCGAUGCCAUCCUCGGCAAGCGCUCCGACUCCUCCGCUCGAGCCGUCAUCGCUCCCGACCCCUCCCUGGCUCUGCAUGAAAUCGGUGUCCCUGACUCCAUCGCUGCUGGUCUCUUCGUCCAGCCUGUGUCUCAUCUCGCCUCGACUUCCUGCAAGCCUGUGUGGACGCACGCCCGUGCUGCCCUCGCCUUCCGUGCUUUAGCUUAUGCCCCUCCCUUUCUUUCAUCCCUUAACCCUCACACUUCUCUCCCCAAGAGCCCGUGUCUCAUCUUGCCUCGACUUCCUGCAAGCCUGUGUGGACGCACGCCCGUGCUGCCCUCGCCUGUGGAGCCUGUGUCUCAUCUCAACCUCGACUUCCUGCAAGCCUGUGUGGACGCAGGGCCAUGCCCGCUGCCCCUCCCACCGCCUCUGGACACCGGAGGAGAAGGGGACGCCUGUGGUGGUGGCAGCGGUGGUGCUGGUGGUGGUUGGGCUUCUGGUGCGGGUGGGGAUGGAGGGGGUGCAUGGGGCACGGAUGCUCCUGCUGGUGGGAGGAGUGGUGAUGCUCCUGCUGCUGAAAGGGGUGGUGCUGGUGGGAGUGGGUGGGGGGCCGAUGCUUCUGCUGCUGGGGGCGAAAGGGGUGCAUGGGGCACGGAUGCUCCUGCUGAUGCUGCUGCUGCUGCUGCGGGUGGUGGGGGUGGUUGGGGGGCUGAUGCGUCUGCUGGUGGGGGUGAAGGGGGUGCAUGGGGUUUGGAGGCUGCUGCUGCUGCUGCUGCUGCUGCUGCUGCUGGGGGAAAUGGUGAUGCUGGUGCUGCAGAUGAUACUGGUGGGGAUGGAUGGGGUGAUGAUGUUGGCGCUGCUGCCAAGGAGAAAGAGGGGGAGAAGAAAGAGGAGAAAGAGGAGGAAAAGAGCUGGGGAAAGAAUGGGGGUGAUAAUGGUGGUGGUGGUUGGGGUGGUGCUGCUGCCCCUGCUGCUGCUGCCCCUGCUGCUGCUGGUGCUUCGGGCUGGGGGAACAAUGAUGCCGGUGCUGGUGGUGAUGCUGGUGGAUGGGGAGGGAACAGCAGUACUGCUCCUGGUUCUGCUGCUGCCGGUGCCAGUAGUGGUGGCUGGGGCACAGGAGGUGGGGCUUGGGGCACAGCACCUGCUGCUGCCACUGCUGCAGGUGGUAAUGGUGCUGGUGGAUGGGGUGGUGAUGCUGGUGGAUGGGGUGGUGAUGCUGGUGGAUGGGGUGGUGAUGCUGGUGGAUGGGGUGGUGAUGCUACUGCUGCUGCUGCCGGUACCAGUGGUGAUGGCUGGGGCACGGGUGGUGGGGCUUGGGGCACUGCACCUGCUGCUGCCACUGCUGCAGGAGGUAAUAAUACCUGGGGAGCCACAGCGCCCGGUGAUGCAGUCUUUCCUCCUGCACCGUCCCCUUCGCCCGAUCGCCGCCCUCCCCGCCCACCCAACCACGUCCUGCCACCUGUCGGUGCGUUCAGCGUGCUCAUUGGCUCCGAGCCUCCUGGAGGAAUCACAGGAGGAGCACCAGCCAAUGGCGGCACGCCAGAGUGGACCAAGGUGACUCUGAGCCGAUGGGUGGAUCGUGGCUUGAGCCUGCAGGUGGGAACUGGGCCAGGCUCAGGUGCACCUGGAUCAGGUCUACCUUCCCCAGGCGCACCUUCUGCAUCAGAGCGGGCAUCUGCUGCCCUUGCAGCCUAUGUGAGGUCAGCCCUGCUUGCAGGCAUUGCACCCGCUGCUGCUGCUGCUGCUGGUGCUGGUGCUGGCGGAGAUGGUGGUGAUGGUUUUGGUGGUGGUGGUGCGGAUGGUGGUGGUGGGGGGAGGAUGGUGGGGAUGACGGUGCUGCGCCACGUGGCGGAUGGCGAUUGGCUGCUGCUCAACCGCACACCCUCGCUGCACAAGCAGAACCUCAUGGCGUUCCGCGUGCGCCGCGUGCCGGCUGCUGUCUCCGCCAACGCGCUCCUGCUCAACCCCCAGGUGUGUGCAGCGAUAGCAGGCGAUUUUGAUGGCGACGAAGUGAAUGUGUUCACGGUGCAGCAGAGCGCCGUGGCAGCAGAGGCAGCAGAGCUCAUGCCUGUUGACAAACAGCUCUUCCCCUCCCUCCCCCUUCCCUCGCUCCUCCCUCCACCACUCUCUCCUCCUCCUACUCUGACGCCUCCGACUCCUACCUCUCCCCCUGCACCUUCCCCUCCCCUCUCGCCUGGUCCCUCGACGGCUCGUUCCGCUGCCACCACAGCAGCAGCUGCUGCUGCUGCUACCUCCUCCCGUUCUACCUGUUGCUCUUGCCACUCCUCCUCCCGCUCCUCCUCCUCUUCUCCUCACCCGCACGCCCCACACCACGACCCAGCAGUCAUGUCUCUCCAGCAGGACGCGUUGCUGGGUCUGCACCUCCUCGCCUCCCCUCCCCCUUCCUCCCAAUCGCUCUUCCUCUCCCGCCCAGACGCCACCCAGCUUGCCCUGCACGCAUGGGAGGGAAUGGGGCUGGUGACUGGGGGAGGGGGACAGGGGGAUGGCUGGGAUUGGAGAAGCAGGCAGGGACGGAGGGGUGGACGAGGGGGAAGAGGGGGAGCAGGAGGGGGAGCGGAUGGCGAGGGAGGAAGAGGGGUGAUUGCUGUUGUGGAUGAUAAGGAGUGGGGACGGGAACUUGCAGAGGGGACGACACGAGGAGAGGACGAAGGGAAGGCAGCAGCAGCAGGAGCAGGGGCAGGAGCAGCAACAAAGAAUCCCUAUUUUCCUCUUCCACCACCAGCCAUUCUCAAGUACCCUCUCCCAGGCAGCAACAGCAGCAGCAGCAGCAACAGCCACAGCCACCAUCCCCCUCCCCCUGCGCCCCCUCUCUGGACCUCCCUUCAGCUGCUCUCUACUGUUAUCCCCCCUUCCCUGUGCUUCCAGCACCGCCAGUGCGGCGUGCGGGUGCAUCAGGGGGAGGUGGUAUUCGUGAAUGAGCAUGGGCGCAUGGGGAUGGGGAAGGGUGCGAGGAGGCAUAGGGGUGAGAGGGCCAGCAGCGGGAAGGGAAAGAGUGAGGAGGAGAGUGGGGGGUUGAGGGUGGUGAUGGAGGAUGAUGAGGAAGGGGAGGAGGAAGGGGAGGACGAAGGGGAGGAGGAAGGGGAGGAGGAAGGGAAGGAGGAAGGGGAGGAGGAAGGGGAGGAGGACAGGGAAGGAAAAGGAAGUGGUAACAAGGAGGGGAGAAGCGAGGGUAAAAAAGAGGAGGAGGUGGAGGUGGGGGAUGAGGCGCGGUGGCUGAGGGGCAGCAGCGACAGCUUGCUAGCAGCCAUCUGGCAGCACCAUCCGCCAAUGGCAGCGCGGCACCUGGCGGGUGUGCAGGCCCUGGCGGUGAACUAUUUGUCGUCUAUCGCCGGCUUCAGUGCCGGCCUCUCAGACUUCUGCUUGGGGCUAGGCUCGGCCCGAGGCUCCCUCCUGACGGGGCUUUCAGCUCGGGAGCUCUUCCGAGCCGCAGCUUCGGCCAGGCCAGCGUUGGUUGCCGAGGCUACGAGCGUGGCUCGGCCGGGGGAGCUUUCCAGGAAGCUGAGGGAAACGCUUAGGGAUAUCGUGGUGGGGUAUGAUGGGUCUGCAAGGAUAGGAGAAGGAGUGGGAGGCAGAGGGGGAGGAGGAAAGGGGAGUAUGGUGGUGCAACUGUCGUAUGGACGGUUGGGGGUGGAGGAGGGGGGAGAGGACGGGGACGGGGGCGAGGAGAGGGAGAAGGAAAGGCGGGGAGGUAAAUCUGGGAAAGGAAAGAGUGGGAGCGGCAAGGGAAAGGGGAAGGGCAAGGUGGGCGAGAAGGGCAAGGUGGGCGAGAAGGGCAAGGAGAAGGGAAAGCAGAAUGUGGAAGGGAAGAAGGGAGGUGGGAGGAGGGAGGUGGGGGAGCGGGGGGGUGCAUGGGCGGAAGCAGGGGAUGCAGUGGGAAUGGCAGCGGCGCAAGCAGUGUCGGCACCAGCCACACAGAUGGUGCUCAACGUGGGGCAUGAUGGCGUGCAUGGCGGCGCCUCGUCCCUCAUUGCCCGGCUAGAGAUGGUGCUCAAUGUGGGGCAUGACGGUGCGCAUGGUGGCGCCUUCUCCCUAAUUGCGCAGCUAGAGCGCCUUCUCUACGCGACUGACUCCUCUCCAACAGUCCUGCUGCGCUUCCUCCCUGCUCAUGCCACACCUCCUGCCACCGACAACACAUCCGCUUCUGCAAACCCACCUGCUGCUACCACUGCUGCUGCUGCUGCAGCGGCAGACUGUCAGUUGGCGCUGGCAACGCAGGGUCGGCUGCUGCCUCUGCGCGUCAGGCAGCUGGCCUCGCACGUCAUGAUUGAGUACCGGAGAAGGGAGCUGAGGCGGUACCGGAGAAGGGAGCUGAGGCGGUGGGAUGAGGGAGUGCAAGCAAGUGAAUGUGAAGCGAAAGCAAGGAGUGAGAGGGAGAAGGAGAGGCAGAGCCAGCAGGAGGCUGCAGAAGCAAGGCUGCAGCAGGGGGGAGGUGGAAGGGGCAGAAAGAGAGGAAGAGAUGCACGGGGAGGGGAGAGAGGGAAGGGAGGCGCAGGAAACGGGAGGAGGGGGGGUGGGAGAGGAUGGGAGGAGGAGAGGGCAGGAGUGAAGGAGGCCUGCUGGCGGGUGCACAUUCGGCUGUCAGAGGACGCAGUAGCCAAGGCAUUCGCUUGCCUGCCAGCGUCUCGCUUCCCUGAUCCUCCUGACACCAUCCAUCAAGCCGUGAAGGCGACUGUCCAAUCACAUCUGGACACGUGGCACUUCGAAAAGACGGGGAAGGCGUGUGGGGCAGGGGACCUAGUGCAUCUGAUGCAUGUGGACAUCAGGUCCCGCUGUCUGCUCCCAACCUGCCGUGACCCCACCACUUCUGCCUGUCAGGGCGCCUGUGUGCACGUGGUGCUCGCACGACCUGCCCUCAGAGGCCUGGCUCAUAGGGAUAGAGGGCAGGAGGGGAGAGGUGCUGGGCGAGAGGAGGAGGCGGAGGAGGGAGGAGAGGAGGAGAACAAGUGGGGGGCGCUGUUUGAUUUGGAGGCGUUGAGAGAGGUGGUUGUGCCGAGUGUGCUCAGCACGCUGGUUGCAGGCAUCGCUGCUGCCUGUGCGGCUGCUGACUGCAAUGACGGCAUCGACUGGGCCAAGAGCCGCCCGGAGGGAUUGCAGCAGGUGGCAGAGUCGCUUGGCAUCGAAGCUCGUCUGUGUGAGCUGAUGAGGGAAGCAGGGGCGAAGGUGCCUCUGCGCCAUCUUGCGCUGGUAACGGACUGGAUGACUGUCACAGGGGCCCUCCAGGGCGUGUCCUUUGCCGCCCUCGCCUCCCACCCUGCCUCCUCGCCCUUCCUCCGGGCCUGUGUCAAGGACCCGGUGCGCACAUUCACGUCAGCAGCCAUCCAGCACGCGUCUGACAGCCUGGCAAGCGUCGUUGCCAGCGUGGCGGCCGGCAAGCCCAUGCCAGCUGGCACCGCCACCCCGUGCUUCGAUUUGAUCCUCCACGCCCCACUUCCCCCUCCUCCUCCCGGUCCUGUUCCUGCUGCUACAGCUGCUGCUGCUGCAGCUGCGGCUAAAGCUGGUGCUACCGAUGCUGCAGCUGCUGGUGCCGGUGGGUGGGGUGGCGGUGCUGCUGCUGGUGGGUGGGGUGGUGGGGGUGCUAGUGGCUGGGGGGUGGGUGGGGAUGCUGCUGCUGUUGCUGGUGAUGGGGGAUGGGGCAGCGGAGGAGGAGGGGAUGGGGGAUGGGGGGGAGGAGGUGGAGAUGGUGGUGGGUGGGGAGGAAGCGGAGGUGGAGGAGAGGGGGGAUGGGGCACGGGGGGAGGGGAAGGGGAUGGUGGUGCUUGGGGGGGGAGUGGAGAGAAAGAGGGGGGAGGAUGGGGCACGGGAGGAGGGGGAGGGGAUGGUGGUGGGUGGGGGAAGAGCGGAGAAAAAGAGGAGGGGGGAUGGGGCACGGGGGGAGGGGAAGGGGGUGUUGGUGCUUGGGGGAAGAGCGGAGAGAAAGAGGGGGGAGGAUGGGGCACGGGAGGGGACGGAGGGGAUGGGGAUGCAUGGGGGAAAAGUGGAGAGAAAGAGGGGGGAGGAUGGGGCACGGGAGGAGGGGGACGGGAUGGGGAUGGGGGAGGGGGAGGUGGGUGGGGAGGAAGGGGAGGGGAGGAGGGUAAAUGGGGAGAUGGAGGGUCGAAAGGGGUUGAGGAGGGAGGGGGCUGGGGGGGGGCAGAUGGGGAGAAAGGGGGAUGGGGGGGAGAGACGGGGAAGGAGGGAGGUGCAUGGGGGGGAGAGAAGGAGGUGGGGGGAGGUGCAUGGGGGGGAUGGGGGGAGGCGGAAGGAGGUGCAUGGGGAAGAAAAAGGGGAGAGGAGGAGUCAGGGAAGGGCGGAUGGGGCGAGGCGAAGGGGAGUGGGGAGGGCAAGGAAGGUGGGGGAUGGGACGCGGUGGGAGGGAGUGUGCGAGAUCAAGACAGUGAGAGAGGAGGGAAGGGAAGAGGGGAGGGAGGAUGGGAGGGAGGAGGGCGUGAGAGGUGGCAGGGUGGGCGGGGGAGGGGAAGGGGACGGGGCCGAGGGGGGAGAUGGGGGGGAGAGGGGGAUGGGGAAGGUGGUAAAGCUUGGGGACGGGGAGAAGGGGGUAGAAGCGGAGGAAGAAGAGGGGGAGGUUAUGGGGGAGGGGGAAACUGGAGAGGAGGAGCCGAUUGGGGGGGUGACAGCAUGGGACACGAGGGGAAGCAUGCUCACGGAUGGGGGCAAGGACCGGGGCAGGGAGGGGUGGAAGAAAGCGAGGAGGAAGGAGGGUGGGAGGAGGAGGGAAGGUGGGAGGGAGAGGAGGAGGAUGCGGUGCAUGAAGCUGCGCUGGCAGAGCUGCUGUGCAUGGGGGGUGGCGGGCAGGGGGGCAGGGGCAAGGGGCGGCGGCGGUUCAGGCUGGGGCGGUGGGGCACAGUGGAGCCCCUCUGGGGUGGCGGGAGAGUGCGAGGGCGAGAGGGGGGUGAGCGGGAGGGAUGGACCUCAGGGGGUGAUUCUGCUGCUGCUGCUGCUGCUGCUGCUGCUGCUGACGGUUCCGGUGCUGGUGGUGCUGCUGCUGCUGGUGGGAAGGAAGAGAGAGGCGGAUGGGGUAGUAAUGAGAAUGGCGGUGGAGGGUGGGGGAGAGAGGGGAAAGGGAAAGGAGAGGAUACAGCGAAGGAGGUGGCAGGGGCAGGGUGGGGAGGUGUGGGGGAAGGUGAGGGAGCGUGGGGCUUUGGGGGGGAUGCUUGGGGGAAAGAGGCCGCAGGAGGGGGUGGUAAGGGGGGAGAGGGCGCAGGGGCAGGGUGGGGAAAUGCGGAGGGGGGAGUUGGAGGGUGGGGCGGCGAUCAAGGGGAAAAGGGAGGUUGGGGGGCGGGAGGAGAAGGGGAGAGCGCAGGUGGAUGGGGGAAAGCGGGAGGAGAAGGAGAAGGUGAGGGAGGAGUUGGAGGGUGGGGCAGUGAUCAGGCGCAGAAGGGAGGGUGGGGCAGUGAUCAGGCGCAGAAGGGAGGGUGGGGGGCGGGAGGAGAAGGGGAGAGUGCAGGUGGAUGGGGGAAAGCAGGAGGAGGAGAAACGGGUGAGGGCGGAGGAGGAUGGGGGAGCGCAGGGGAAAAGACGAAUGAGGGUGGGGGGGCAUGGGGGAGCGCAGGGGGCGGAAAGAGUGAGGGUGGGGGAGCAUGGGGCAAAGCGGUGGGGGAAAGAAGUGAGGGCGGAGGAGCAUGGGGCGAUGCAGGGGGGAAAAAGAGUGAGGGUGGGGGAUCAUGGGGCGGCACAGGAGCGCCCUCUCUGGCUCACCAGCACAAGCCCAGGCGCAAGGCCAAUCAUCCCCACACGCCCGACCACCCCUUGUACUACCGGCCCCGCCGCCACAUCCACCCGCUUCUCUGCUCCGACCUGCCCCUGUCACAGUUUCUUCUGGGGUCCCUGCUGGGACGGCUUCUGGCUCCCAACGCCUCUCCUCCUCCUCCACCCCUUCCUCUUCCCCCUCCUCCUCCACAUAUGGCCGCCUCCCUGGCCUCCUCCUUGUCACAGCACCCGACAACCAUGCUGCCGGGUCUGCACCCCUCCUCUCUGCCUGUCUUCCUUGACCGAUGCGGACAGAAAGCAGAGCAGAGGGCAGAAGGGGCAGAAGCGGCAGAAGGGAAGGCAGAUAGGGCAGAAGGGAGGGGAGAAGUAGGGGCAGUAGAGAAGGGAGAAGAAAGGGCAGAAGAGAAGGCGGAAGAAGGGGCAGAAGAGAGGGCAGAAGGGGCCGAUAGGAGGGCAGAGGCGGGAGAAGCGACGGCAGAGGGGGGACAAGAGGUGACAGCGGAAGGGGCAGUGAGGCGGCGGGCGUGGGAGCUGCUGCACGUGAGGUACCACCCGGAGCAGGUGCUCUCUGCAGAGGACCGUGACUUCGUUGUGAGCAAGCUGCUGCGGCACCACCCCAGGGCGCUCGAGAAGAUGGCUCUUGGCGUGGCGGCAAUCAAGCGUGUGGAGUCUGGUCUGGGUGAGCGUGUGGAGUCUGAGUGCGCGUGUGGAGUCUGGGUGAGCGUGUGGAGUCUGGGUGAGCGUGUGGAGUCUGGUCUGGGUGAGCGUGUGGAGUCUGGUCUGGGUGAGCGUGUGGAGUCUGGUCUGGGUGAGCGUGUGGAGUCUGGGUGCGCGUGUGGAGUCUGGGUGAGCGUGUGGAGUCUGGGUGAGCGUGUGGAGUCUGGUCUGGGUGAGCGUGUGGAGUCUGGUCUGGGUGAGCGUGUGGAGUCUGGUCUGGGUGAGCGUGUGGAGUCUGGUCUGGGUGAGCGUGUGGAGUCUGGUCUGGGUGAGCGUGUGGAGUCUGGUCUGGGUGAGCGUGUGGAGUCUGGGUGCGCGUGUGGAGUCUGGGUGAGCGUGUGGAGUCUGGGUGAGCGUGUGGAGUCUGGUCUGGGUGAGUGUGUGGAGUCUGGUCUGGGUGAGCGUGUGGAGUCUGGUCUGGGUGAGCGUGUGGAGUCUGGUCUGGGUGAGCGUGUGGAGUCUGGUCUGGGUGAGUGUGUGGAGUCUGGUCUGGGUGAGUGUGUGGAGUCUGGCCACAGGUGGACCAUCAUCCAGAAGACCCUAACACCAUCUAUUUUUCCAUCGCCCACCCUGCCACUGAUGCCAUCGUUCGCCUCAACCCUACCCCCCUGCCCCUCCCGCCCUUCCCUAUCACCACCUCCACAGGUGGACCAUCAUCCAGACCACCCCAACACCACCUGUUUCUUCAUCGUCCACCCUGCUGCCGACACCAUCACCCACCCUGCUGCCGACACCAUCACCCACCCUGCUGCCGACAGCAUCACCCACCCUGCUGCCGACACCAUCACCCACCCUGCUGCCGACAGCAUCACCCACCCUGCUGCCGACACCAUCACCCACCCUGCUGCCGACACCAUCACCCACCCUGCUGCCGACACCAUCACCCACCCUGCUGCCGACACCAUCACCCACCCUGCUGCCGACACCAUCACCCACCCUGCUGCCGACACCAUCACCCACCCUGCUGCCGACAGCAUCACCCACCCUGCUGCCGACAGCAUCACCCACCCUGCUGCCGACACCAUCACCCACCCUGCUGCCGACACCAUCACCCACCCUGCUGCCGACACCAUCACCCACCCUGCUGCCGACACCAUCACCCACCCUGCUGCCGACAGCAUCACCCGCCCUGCUGCCGACACCAUCACCCACCCUGCUGCCGACAGCAUCACCCACCCUGCUGCAGACACCAUCACCCACCCUGCUGCCAACAGCAUCACCCACCCUGCUGCCGACUCCAUCGUCCAUCCUCCUCCCGCUCCUGACUCAUCCCACGAGCCCACGGGCAACUCUUCUCAGCACUCUCCCAGCAUCGUCCACCCUGCUGCCAACUCCAUCGUCCAUCCUCCUCCCGCUCCUGACUCAUCCCACGAGCCAGCAGACAACUCUUCUCAGCACUCUCCCAGAUGUUCCCCACAGGUGCGGGGCCUUCUCACACCAGCAGCUUCCGACGCCGCACCGCUGCAGCUGCGUGCCUACUCUGUCGUGACGAGGUGA
Messenger RNA from Closterium sp. NIES-65, 12570 nucleotides. The record is from the annotation of a GenBank genome assembly. NCBI's taxonomy places the organism in Eukaryota, Viridiplantae, Streptophyta, Zygnematophyceae, Desmidiales, Closteriaceae.